This is a messenger RNA of Pneumocystis jirovecii RU7, 768 nucleotides long. RefSeq lists its product as uncharacterized. The coding region runs from base 1 to 768 and encodes 255 amino acids. The transcript has 5 exons. The record is from RefSeq and is a predicted model, not a curated record. Gene Ontology annotation, molecular function: ornithine decarboxylase inhibitor activity. Lineage: Eukaryota; Fungi; Ascomycota; Pneumocystomycetes; Pneumocystales; Pneumocystaceae.
AUGGCACACACUAAUACAAUUUAUUAUUUAAAUAGUCAAAAUGAAUUUGAUAAUGAAAUUCUUAUGUCACCAUGUUCUAUGGUUAUAGAUGACGAGGUAGAAGCAAACAGCAAUAAAAUGUCAUUAUCAUGUUUUGUAAAGCCAUUAAAACAUACAACUUCAGCUCAGUCUCGUAAGUAUAUUUAUUCUGCUACCCGUCAAAGAGAUAUGCAAUGUAUACUAGAAUUUUAUACAGAUAUGUCUCCUGACACAUUUUCAAGUGUAUCUUUAGAUAUAAGUCCAUUUUCAGAGAUAUUUGUAGAUAUACUCAGCAAUAUUGCAUAUCAAAAUGGCAAGUCUAAUUAUGUGCGAUCAUCCUCCAUGGGAAGCAAUUUAGAGGCUAGUGCAUUAAGAGAAAGAUUAAUUUAUGGCAUAUGGUGGAAAGAGUUUGGAAUUAUGGAAAACGAUAUUAUUGAAAGUAUUAGUAUUAAUGAAAAUGGCAAAAUAUUAUGUCGUGGUGUAAUUACUCUUUCUAAAAAUCAACGUAACAUAUAUCUUAUUGGAGAUAUUUGUUUUAAACCAUAUUUGAGGAAAAGGUUAAUUGCAAUUAUAGAUUUUGUCUCAAACUACGUUUUCUGCCAAAAGAUGUUUAUUCGUAUUAAGAAAGCCUCUCCUGGGUUCAAAACUUUAGUUGGUAAUCUUCUUUGGGUUGGAUUUCAGGUUGUUCCAUCGACUUUUCUUUCUUCUCAGAGUUAUCUUUUGCUCUCUAUCGAUAUACAGCCUUCCUGA